AUGAAUAAAUUACCUAGUGACAAUCGUCUACAAAUUGCCCGAAAAUCGUCGGGAGACGUUUGGAAAAUUAAUGAGUUGUUGGAUACAAUAAAAACUAAGAUUGAGGCACGGGAGAUAAGUGAAGGAGUGCAAUCAAGUCCACAGCCACAGCAUGGAAAAAAUUCAGGAGGUCAGCACCAAACACCCCGAAUACCUACGGUGAACGCCUUUUCGACUCAAAAUACUUCAGGUAAACAUAUUCAAUGUGUUUAUUGUAAACAGCCGCACUUUUCGGCAUCGUUUGAUAGAGUAACUGAUGUGAAUGAUCGCAAGAGUAUAUUGAGGAGAGACAAUCGUUGUUUUGUAUGCCUGCGAAUUGGGCAUCUCAGUAAAAAUUGCGAGUCAAAGAAGAAUUGUAGACGUUGUCAUGGGGCUCAUCAUCAAUCGAUUUGUGAAGUGAUUAAGUCAAGUUUUACGCCUUCUCAACAAAAGAAUGCAAAUGAUCCCAAACUUUCCCCCACUGGAAACAACCUACCAGAAACCAAGGAAGGAAACAACGUUCGCACAGCUACUAUGAUUGAUGGAGAUAAUUACUUAACGACGAAUACGGCAAAAACGCGUGUUACGUGCGUGGUCCCGAAAGAAUAA
Messenger RNA from Xenia sp. Carnegie-2017, 627 nucleotides. RefSeq lists its product as uncharacterized. Gene Ontology annotation, molecular function: zinc ion binding; nucleic acid binding. Bases 1 to 627 code for a protein of 208 amino acids. The transcript has a single exon. The record is from RefSeq and is a predicted model, not a curated record. NCBI's taxonomy places the organism in Eukaryota, Metazoa, Cnidaria, Anthozoa, Malacalcyonacea, Xeniidae.